CCUCCGCCCGUCCCGCCCCCCAUGGCGGCCACCCCGCCGUCGUCGCGGGACCCGUCGCCGCAGCCCCGCCGUCCCGCCGCCGCCGCUGGCCGGCCCGCCGCCAGCGGCACCGGCGCCGGCGCCAGCGGCAACGGCAAGCGCGGCGGCCUCCUGCUCGGCCGCUACGAGCUGGGCCGCGUCCUCGGCCACGGCACCUUCGCCAAGGUCUACCACGCGCGCCACGCCGACACGGGCGAGACGGUCGCCAUCAAGGUGCUGGACAAGGAGAAGGCGCUGCGUGCCGGCCUCGUCCCGCACAUCAAGCGCGAGAUCACCAUCCUCCGCCGCGUCCGCCACCCCAACAUCGUGCGCCUCUUCGAGGUCAUGGCCACCAAGUCCAAGAUCUACUUCGUCAUGGAGUUCGUCCGCGGCGGCGAGCUCUUCGCGCGCGUCGCCAAGGGCCGCCUCAAGGAGGACACGGCCCGCCGCUACUUCCAGCAGCUCAUCUCCGCCGUCGGCUUCUGCCACGCGCGCGGCGUCUUCCACCGCGACCUCAAGCCCGAGAACCUCCUCGUCGACGAGCGCGGGGACCUCAAGGUCUCCGACUUCGGCCUCUCCGCCGUCGCCGACCAGUUCCACCCCGACGGCCUCCUCCACACCUUCUGCGGCACCCCCUCCUACGUCGCGCCCGAGAUGCUCGCGCGCCGCGGAUACGACGGCGCCAAGGCCGACAUAUGGUCCUGCGGGGUCAUCCUCUUCGUCCUCAUGGCCGGCUACCUCCCUUUCCAUGAUCAGAACCUCAUGGCCAUGUACCGCAAGAUUUACAGAGGGGAAUUCCGCUGCCCGAGGUGGUUCUCCAGAGAUCUCACCAGCCUGUUGAAUCGCCUUCUCGACACCAACCCGGAGACAAGGAUCACCAUGGCCGAAGUCAUGCAGAGCAGGUGGUUUCAGAAGGGAUUUCGGCCUGUCAGGUUCUAUGUUGAGGACGAUCAGCUGCACAGCUUAGGGGACGGUGAGAGUGAGGAGCUGGGUCUCGUCGAACCUACCGAGCCGCCGCCUCCUCCUCCUCUUCCGCCACCGCUGCCACCACCACCGCAGCAAGAGGAUGAUGACUCAGGGUGGGAGUCGGAUUCCUCCGUCGCAUCCUGCCCUGCCACGCUGUCGUCCGAGGAGCGGCAGCGGCCUGCCGGGCGUCUCACACGGCCAGCAAGCCUCAACGCUUUCGAUAUCAUAUCCUUCUCCAAGGGAUUUGAUCUAUCAGGGCUGUUCGAGGAGCGAGGGAGCGAAGUGAGAUUCAUCUCAGCACAGCCCAUGGAAACCAUUGUUACAAAAUUGGAGGAGAUUGCCAAGAUGAAGAGCUUCUCCAUUCGGCGCAAGGACUGGCGCGUAAGCAUAGAAGGCACCAGGGAAGGGGAGAAGGGGCCAUUGACGAUUGGGGCUGAGAUAUUUGAGCUUACACCAAGCCUCUUGGUGUUGGAGGUGAAGAAGAAGGCUGGGGAUAAGGCAGAGUAUGAUGACUUCUGCAACAAGGAGUUGAAACCUGGGAUGGAGCCUCUCGUGCACCACCAACAGGGCUCGGCUCGAAAUGUACCUUCUGAUACGGAGUAGUUCUAAAGAAACCGAGCAGAAGCGAAGGGUUGCAAACAAUUCAAUUCCUGUUCCUGCAAGGUCACAAACAUAUGUUACAUAUCAGUGUUAUUCAGAAAGAGGUGCGGUAAGUUACUUGCAUAUUCUAAUAAUCGUCUAUUAAUUCCAAACCUGUUGGUCCAGAAAAAGGAAAGACAAACUGAAGUUUAGUGCAUAUCCUUUUCUGCGUCAAACAUUGCAAAUGAAGAGGACCAAUGGUUCUGUGCUCCUGUAUAGUCGUGUAUGCGAGAAUAGGUAAGACACUUAGCAUGUACCAUGAUUCUGGAGUUGGAUGGGACGAUAGGGCAGGAGGGGCUGCGAGGAAUGUGUCAAGGUUGGAGGAUGGUCAAUGUAGGCCACUGGGGCUUAAGAUUGGACACUGUUAUAUGAAUAAAGUUAGAGCAGGCAUCACACUGAAUAAGGUGAAGUUUAGGGGUCAGGAUAUAAGCAUUUACUAAAUAUUUUAUGUUGCAUAUGCCUAUUCCUAAUCUAUUCCAUGUACAUCAGAGGUUGAUAUGUUAUUUCAGAGAGGUACAAUUAAGUACAGUAGCUUCCAAGCAACUGGACACUUGAUAAGUUUUCUUAUGUAAUCAUAUGAAAUUUGAUAACAUAACUUAAUUGUUAUAAUAAUAUAACUAAUAUAAGAACAGUAUGGCGUGACAAAUUACAAAGGGAUAAUAGCUCAACCAGGCCAAGAAUUGUGACAAAAGAUCUAUUUUUAGCUGAAUGCAUACAGUUGUCACACUGAAUAAGGUAAAGUUGGCCAGGUUAGGGGUCAGGGAUAUAAACAUUUACUGAAUUAUUUGUGUUACAUAUGUCUAUGCCAAUCUACUCCAUGUACAUCAAAGGUUGAUAUGUUGUUUCAGAGGAGGUGCAAUAAGCACCUUCCAACACUGGGGUAAUAGGAGCUCAAUCAUACCAGUAACUGUGAUGAUGAAUGGUAGCUGAAUGCAGUGAAAAAAAAGAUGGCAUGGUUAAUUUCUGAUCUUCGAUUAUGGAUGUGUUCUUAUCCAGUUUUGAAGAUGUACAUACCGGCAAACUGAUCGUGUGAAUACCUACUAUGCCACCUUUUCUUGUUUAUUAAUUCACUCCAUCAAAUAAAUUUACAAGUAGAUUGAUUGGGAAA
Molecule: messenger RNA, 2731 nt
Organism: Triticum aestivum (bread wheat)
Lineage: Eukaryota; Viridiplantae; Streptophyta; Magnoliopsida; Poales; Poaceae
Product: CBL-interacting protein kinase 19
Exons: 2
Coding region: 22-1587 (521 amino acids)
Biological process (GO): signal transduction; protein phosphorylation
Molecular function (GO): protein serine/threonine kinase activity; ATP binding
Source: RefSeq, a predicted model, not a curated record